UGUUCAGCUAUUGUGUGAAAUGCUAGUGCUAUUCAUUUACUGCUUGCGUACGAGUUCGAAUCGAAAAGCGAUUGUGAUUAGAGAGUGAAUGUGAAUCUAACGACGGCAACUUGAUCAAGCAUUGAAUCAACACGGAAUUAGUAUCAAACAAAUCCUUACCGAGUUCAGACGCUACAUACAGCUGAUUGCUCUACAUAAAAUUGAUAACAAAAUUUCUGGAAGAGAUUUUUUUAAAACCAGAUUCAAAUUAGAUUCGAUAAAAUCGACAUUUAAGUGAAUUGAAAGAUCGAGAACAGCUUCCUCGAUAAAGUUGUUUUUAUUUGUCGUAAAAUUCACAGAAUUUAAAAAAUAAACGGUGAUAGAUGAUAAAAUUGCGACUGAUUGCUAAAAAUAAAUUGUCAAAAACCAUUUUUCUAUCAUUCGCGGAAAAUUUUUCAUCUUUUGAAAUGAUUGAAGUGGACAGUGCAACACCUACAAUAUAAAAAGUUCAACGAUUAAAAAGACUAGGAUAUCUUUUUCAGACGAACAUUCAAACAAAAGCCUUUAAAAUGUAAACGACUCGCUUUGAUUUUCCUGCAAAAAAAAAACAACAACAACAACAUCGCUUAUGAAAUAAACAGAAUCAAAGAAUAGCUGAUGAAAACGCAAUUUCGAAUUUAUUUUCGACAUUUUGGCCAAACUGGUAUUUAUUUACGCAGGUGGAAAUCCGCACCUAGAAUAAAUAACAAACCAAUCAAACGCAAUCUAAACAAAAAAAAUUUCAAUUGUUUACAAAAUGCACAUCUGAACAAAAAGCCCAUUGUCUACUGUUAUUGUUGUGCGUUAGUUCGAAAUACAAAGUAAAAAAAAACGGUGUACAUUGAAAGACAAAAGAAAACAAAAACACGCAAACAAAAUUAGAUGUUGAUAUUAUCCCUGAUAGGAUUAUUUUUAACGUCAUAUAAUUAAUUUUGAAAAUCGGAAAAGAAACAAACAAAUCAUCUGCUUUAACCCGAACGACAUAAGAUUGUGGGACCAAACGAAAACAACAACCAACAACAAAAAACGGCGAGUAGCUGAACAAUUUUAAACGACGUGACUUCUUUUUUUGGGAAACAAAUUAUUGAUCACUCAUCACUCAAUUUAUGCUCGAGCCAAUUGAACUUUGACCAAGUUUAGACACAAACACGCACAUGUUUUGGUGAACACCGAAGGAGCCAUUGAUUGAAAAUAGAUUAGUGUAAAAUUGUAUUGCGUUUAUUGCACAGUUUCGUACAUAUCGCGAAUGCCAUAACAAUUCUGAUUUAAUUGUACGGAAAACGGAAAGCGCAAGAGACAAGAAAAUUGUGAAUGAAACGAGUCAAUUUCGAAAAGCGCGUAAAUUUCCUUAAAGUUCAACGAAAGAAAAUCAGUUCAUCGUGAAUUCCAUGUACUACAUCUUGAGACGAAUACCAUUUUUAGAAAGUAAACGUCAAUUUAGAAAUAUGAAGCUCUCGGAAAGUAAAUCGGACACGCCAAACCUAACGGUUCAUCGAAACAGCGUGAAACCGGGCGGAAAUGAAGGUAGCGUAUUACAUCGUAUACCCGACAUGGAUUUACCGAGGAUGGAAAUAGAGAGUGAAUACAAUAUUGAACGAAUGAUAGCUGAAGGUUGUUUUGCCCGAAUUUUACUCGUUAACCAUCGGCCGACAAAUAGCCAAGUUGUACUGAAAGCCGUACACGUGGAACUAACAUCGUUGAAGGAGUUCUUCAAAGAAUAUCAUUACAGCUAUCAAUUGAGUCAUCAUCCGAACAUUCUAAGCGCAUAUCAAGUAGCAUUUCAUGCAAAUGAUUACUAUGUAUUUGCUCAAGAAUUUGCGCCAUAUGGUGAUCUGGCCAGCAAUUUGGGACCGGGUGGUUUGAACGAAUCAGCCGUCAAAAUUAUCGCCACACAACUCAGUUCAGCACUUGGUUUUAUGCAUUCGAAAAAUUUGGUGCAUCGUGACUUGAAAUUAGAAAACGUUUUAGUUUUUACGCUUGAUUUUUCGCGCAUUAAACUUUGUGAUUUUGGUGCGACGACACGAUCUGGCAUUUUGGUUACUCGCAUUAAGCAUACAUGGAAGAACUUUUUGCCACCCGAAGUUGUUGAAGCCGUUAAAAAUGAGAAAUUCAUCUGUCGUACAUCGUACGAUUCCUGGCAAUUUGGCAUUUUGAUAUAUUCCUUGUUGACCGGAAAUCCACCGUGGCGAAAGGCUGAUUGGGUGAAUGAUUCCCAAUAUGCCGCAUUUAAAAAGUACCAAGAACGAAAGACUACAAAAAUACCCGAUAAUUUUAAGAAAUUUACACCGCGUUUAUUGCGCGCAUUCCGUCGCAUCUUUGAACAUGAUCCCGAUGGCCGCGCGAAAGUCACAGAAGUUAUGAAAUAUGUUAAGGACAAAUGGGUUGAUUCAAAAUUGGCCAGCUCAAAAUCGACCGGCAACAUUUUGGGACAACAAGUCAAUUGUUGCGAUCAAGAUUCAAUUGUUGCCUAUCAAUAUCAACGUGAAAAUCGUCAAUCGCUCGAUGAAAGCAAAAUAAGACUGAGACGAUUAAUGUCAACAUAUGGUUUGGAAAAUCCGAUCGAUCAAACGGCAGCCAAAAAACGAGUCUGGGAAUGGGUACUCUCAUGUGAAGAAGGUUACGGCGAUGGACCGACAGAUAAUAUCUAAACAAUUUUCAAAUGACAUUCAAACAAUUUGUUUUUCUUUCUUAUUUUUUUUUUUCUAUCGUUGUUUCGUAAAAAGUUGAAGAAUUUUCAGCUCUUAAAUGACCAGCUCAGCUCUUUAUAAUGGGGCCGUGAUUUGCAAGCGAAAAUAAUAAGAGUAUCAAACAAUGAAUGUUUUGUGCCAAGAACUUAAUUGUAUUUUAUAUGCUUCUAAUUGUUCACACGUGCCAACGAAGCAAAACACAUAUGUAUGGAAAAGUCUGCCACAGUUCAUACGAACAUAAUGAAUUCGCAUGGCUUCAUCAUGCACAAUAUUAAUUGAUUGAGAAAAAAGAAAGGAACAUGCGACACAUUAAAUAAAAACCCGGUCAUAAAACCACCUUAAACGUUUAGACUUCUUGACCCAUUAAAUUGGCUGAUAAACAAUUGAAAAAAUAAGUGUGCUCGGCAUGAUGAAAUUGUAUUUAUUGACGACCAAAGACCAAAAACAAAAUACUGUUUUCAUUCAAAAUCAGUGUUGUUUUUGCUAUAUUUUUGUACUUUUUAAUACUGAACUUUGGAACAGAUGCUCACCCAUAAAAAGUGCACCUGUAAAAUUGGGCGUCACCAACCACCGAAUAAUGCUUAAUGAGCUUAAUUACAUGUUGAAAAUGUCCACCCAUAUUUACAUAGAGAAAAAUACAGAAUUUAUUUGUAUGUCUGACAGAAGAAAACCACAAUAACAAUAAUCGACUUUGAGAUAAUAAUCGAGUUUAUUCAUUUUGAUGUAUGCAUUUAACCAAAGUCAAAUGGACAGAAUGGAUUGUGCCAAGUGCUGCACACAACUUUGAAUAAUGUCACAACAUGAUGUAAACAUCAAAAGAAAAAAGGAAAAAAAACAUCACAAUUCAUUAUCGUUAAAAGAAAUCUAAAUGUUGGCACAUCCAUUCAAAUUAAUAUAAAAAAAGUAAAAUGUUCAAAGAAAUAAAAAAAAGCAUCAACUUACAUUUCAUAAGGAAAAUAUCUGAGAUAAAUGGUCCCAAACUCUGAAAUAUGUAGUUUAACCCCAUACACAUGAACAAAAAACAAUUUGCAAACAUAAAAAAAAUCACAUAUUAUUAUAUCAUUGUAUAGAUAUUUAUGAAUAUCAUGUUCAUUGAAAGAAGGAAAGAAAUAAACCCAAUAAGCAUAUCCUUUAUUUAUAUAUUAAUACAGAUGGAGUUGAUUUUUGGUUCGAAUAAUGAAAAUGGAAUUUAUAACUGGUCAGAGAAAAAUGAUAAAAAAACUCGCCUAAUUGUGAAAUGGAAAGGAGAGUUGAUAUCGUUCAUUUUUUUUACGCUUCCGUAGCGUGAACAAUUCCAGUAGAGGUGCUCAGCAUCCGAUCAAUUGCCAAGUUUCUUUUUAGAAACUUUAACGGAGAACUGAAGAAUCCCUCUACCACUCAUCACACUAUGGGCCAUUUCACGAAUGGCCACCACUAGCCGAAAAAAAAGAACAAUCCCAGACUUCUUUCGAUCGCACCAAUAGACAAUGAUAGUGGCCAAAAAAAAUUACGUAAAAGAAAAAAAAAACCAAAAA
Contarinia nasturtii (swede midge) is the source of this 4219-nucleotide messenger RNA. RefSeq names its product serine/threonine-protein kinase meng-po (gene meng). Gene Ontology annotation, biological process: peptidyl-threonine phosphorylation; peptidyl-serine phosphorylation. Gene Ontology annotation, molecular function: ATP binding; protein serine/threonine kinase activity. The record is from RefSeq and is a predicted model, not a curated record. The transcript is spliced from 4 exons. NCBI's taxonomy places the organism in Eukaryota, Metazoa, Arthropoda, Insecta, Diptera, Cecidomyiidae. The coding region runs from base 1407 to 2666 and encodes 419 amino acids.